Capsicum annuum is the source of this 3160-nucleotide messenger RNA. RefSeq names its product ferric reduction oxidase 7, chloroplastic. The transcript is spliced from 9 exons. The record is from RefSeq and is a predicted model, not a curated record. Gene Ontology annotation, cellular component: plasma membrane. Gene Ontology annotation, molecular function: oxidoreductase activity. NCBI's taxonomy places the organism in Eukaryota, Viridiplantae, Streptophyta, Magnoliopsida, Solanales, Solanaceae. Bases 481 to 2697 code for a protein of 738 amino acids.
AAAUUAAUUUUGCAUCUAAUUCCGUAAAGGCUCCUAGUCUCUAGUGAAAGCAGAGAGUUUUCUCAAACAAAUAAUUCAAUCUCAUCAUCACCCUCGUUACUAAAGUCAUUUGCUGCCUUUAAUUUGUUCUAAAAUUUGUGGCUAUAAUUCUUGUUGGUGGAAAGGAAAUGCACUGUAGAAACCUACUAUGUAUUACCAAGACCAAUAUGGUCCAUGUGACAUGUCUCCAUUAGACCAUUAAUGUUAUAACUAGCACUAUAAUGAUGUAACGUCAGUAUUUUCAAUUUUUUGACAAGAACCUCGUAUUUCUCUAGACAUUAUAUCACUGUAUUUAUCUUUUCGAGACCAAUUUUUUGUGGCUUAAUUUCAGCCAGAUUGAAAUGUUGAUGGAUUUGGUUUCUUGUGAAACCUUUUUGUAUAUAUUGGUAACUGCUUUAAGGGUGUUUUGAUAUAGGCCAAUAAAGUUUUAAAGAUUGUAGAAUGGGUGAACUUUCAAGCCAAGAACCUCUUCUUUUAAAGAAAGAAAAUGAAUUUAAUUAUCUCAAGAAGAUACCUCUUUUGGUAUCAUCAACAAUCAAAGGAAUAAUGUGGGUGAUCUUCAUUGCAUGGGCAGCUUUUUUCUUUGUGUUGCCUACAGAAUUUGGAAGAGAAUUGCAACAUAAAACUAUAAGAGCCACAAAUGGAACUCUUUUUGGGACUACAGGAAGCACAUUCUUGUUAUUCAGUUUCCCAGUUUUCAUGAUUGCAUUUCUUGGAAUUAUUCGUCUCGUUCUCUCUGGUGAAGAUGAACCUCAAGUCAAGAAGACUGCAAAAGGUCCAAAGUUUAGAUUGUGGACAUUCCCGGUGCUGGUGGAUGGACCAUUUGGUGUUGUUACAGCUACAGAAAUGAUUGGUGUUAUACUCUUCUCAGUGUACAUCGUGUGGGCUGUAAUAAUGUACACUAUACAGAAUGUUGACCUCUUAUCCUUGUUUGAUGCACACGGCAUGAAAGAGAAAAGUGCUUUGUUGCUGGAGCUGACAGGCCUUCGUUUUGGAUUCAUUGGAUUAAUCUGCUUAGCAUUUUUGUUUCUGCCUGUUGCACGAGGUUCAGUUCUUCUUCGAGCUAUAGAUAUCCCUUUUGAACAUGCCACUAGAUAUCAUGUUUGGCUGGGACAUCUUACUAUGGCUCUUUUUACUCUUCAUGGUCUGUUCUAUGUGAUUGGCUGGGCAAUGCGGGGACGACUUGUGGAAGAACUAGUUGACUGGAAAAACGUAGGAGUGGCCAAUCUUCCAGGAGUUAUCAGCCUUGCAGCUGGUUUACUGAUGUGGGUGACUUCACUUCCUGGAUUAAGGAGAAAAAACUUUGAACUGUUCUUCUAUACACACCAAUUGUAUGUGGUGUUCGUGGUAUUCCUGGUCUUGCAUGUUGGUGAUUUCAUCUUCAUGAUGGCUGGAGCUGGGAUCUUCCUGUUCAUGCUUGAUCGGUUCCUUAGAUUCUUCCAGUCAAGAAAGACUGUUGACAUACUUUCAGCCACAUGUUUCCCUUGUGGAACCGUUGAACUCGUUAUCUCAAAACCUGCAAAUUUAGAUUACAACGCCCUUGGCUGGAUAUUCUUACAAAUACGCGAGUUGUCCUGGCUGCAGUGGCACCCUUUCAGUGUCUCAUCUAGUCCCCUUGAUGGGAAACAGCAUCUUGCUAUUCUGAUAAAGGUUCUUGGAGAUUGGACAGAGAAACUGAAGGGAAACAUCUUGAAUCUUUCUGUAGAGCAAUCUGAGACGGAGCCGCUUUUGCAGCAUAACAGGAAAAUAACAGCUUCUGUUGAAGGUCCUUAUGGACAUGAAUCACCAUACCACUUAACGUAUGAAAAUCUCAUUUUGGUAGCAGGUGGAAUUGGAAUUUCUCCCUUUCUAGCUAUCCUGAGUGAUAUUCUCCACCAUAUCAAUGAUGGCAAGCCUUGUCUGUCAAGAAAUAUACUGAUAGUAUGGGCUAUCAAAAAUUCGGACGAGCUUCCACUUCUUGAUACAGUUGACAUGGAGGCAAUCUGUCCACUUUUCUCUGAUAAACUGAAUCUUGAGCUUCAAACAUUUGUGACUCGGGAAUCACAGCCUCCAUUGGAGGAGGGUAAAACACCCAAAGCAAUGCAACCCUCAAUCUCCCCUGGCUUCAAGGGAUGCCGAAUGUCUGGUUUGGUUGGUACUGGAAAUAUUGUAUGGUCUGGAUUAUAUGUCGUAGUAUCCACCAUAGGGUUGGUGAUCACUACAGCGUCGCUGAACAUUUUCUACGUAAAUCCAUUCAAUGUAUAUUAUUGGUGGUACAAAGGGCUUUUGUUGAUUGGAUGCAUGGCUGCAAGCAUUCUUAUAUUUGGUGGUCUCGUGAUCGCUUUAUGGCAUCUUUGGGAAAGGAAAACCUCAUCGAAGGAGGAACCAGAGGACGACACAAAGAAAGUUGACAUCCUGCAGCACCAGAAUGAAGCCUCUUUACCCAAGAGUUUUGGAGAGGCUCGAUUUGUCAACAAUAUUCGAUAUGGUCAAAGACCGGAUUUCCAAGAGAUAUUUGGAUCGCAUGCAAAGAGCUGGGGAAGUGUAGAUAUUGGUGUGAUUGUGUGUGGUCCUCCUACUCUUCAGACUAGUGUUGCUAAAGAGUGCAGAAGGCAGAACUUGCAGAGAAGAGGCCAUCAGGCUAUUUUCCAUUUCAACAGCCACAGUUUUGACCUCUAGAUCGCUCCCGUAAAGCAUGGCUGGGGCUACGGUAUCAGAAGGUUGUCGAAAAAUUACACCUUUUUGGGGUCCUUUUGAAUCUGUUAAAUGGCUAGUCGAAGGUAAAGGAAAUGAAAAAGGCUAAAAUUAUUUUGUAUGUAUACAUAAUAGAUGUUGGCUUCUUGUAUGUUUAUUUUCUUUAUAUUUUGAAUUCUCAGUAAGCAUCCGACAGCUUGUAUAAGGAGUACUUUUUACAGCUCUAAUAGGAAAAAGGAUCAUAUAGUUUAGCUAGUUUAUCACUGAUCCUUGUAGCAUUUAUCUGUGCUUUACGGUAUCUGCAGUAAGAAUCUUGUACAUUUUCAUCGUUGUAAACACAGCUUUUAACAAUAUACAUGUAUAACAAUAUGUAACUACAUAAAGCUGCUGUCUAUUAUCAAUGAGAAUCUCUAUAUUCCAUAAUCUAUAUAGUAUCAUUUGUCUGUCA